Messenger RNA from Prorocentrum cordatum, 587 nucleotides. Lineage: Eukaryota; Dinophyceae; Prorocentrales; Prorocentraceae. The record is from the annotation of a GenBank genome assembly.
GCUGUGGCACCCGCUGCGACACGGCGGAGUCGCAGCGCAUCCCGAGCGGCGGGUCGGCCCUGUGGCGGAGGGUCAAGACGGGCACGGGGCGGCUCCGCACGCGGAGCAUACCGUUCCGCGUGGCCCUGCUCUGCCCGAUCAUCUCGAUGAUGCUCGCGUGCCUGGGCACCUUCGUGCCCCUCGUUGGCUUCACCAAAGUCACGCAGCAGGACAUCUUCACGGCCUACGAGCACUCCCUCGCUGACCAGGGCAUGCUGAUCUACGAUACCUCCCAGCAGGCCACGCAGUGGCUCUUCACGCAGGUGCUGCUGAACACGGACAAGGAGGUGUUCGUGGGCUUGAUCGAGCCGGCGGACAGAGCGGUGGACACGCUGUGGGGCGCGAUGACGGCGCGGCGCUCCAAGACGCAGUACUUCGAGGGGACGGCCGGCGGCUACUUCAACACCCCCACGGAGAGCGGGGGCGGCGAGGCCCGCCGCGAGAUCAUGCAGAGGGCCUGGCAGGACCGGUCCGGGAGGACCUCGAGCUUCCAUCGGGAGCGGAAAAGAGCGGGUGAUGACUAGGGGGGGGGGUGGAUUUCAUGGCGC